ACUGGCCGAAGCCCAAAACUGAUGGAAAUGUUACGCAUUUCACCCGGUCUUCGUUGCACAAUUAUAAAAUAAUCAGACGGGUGUCCCCAAUACUGCAGAUAAAAUUUCACGUUCCUCUUCCUCCUCCCAGAAGAGGCAGAGGAAACAACCCAUAGAUCUAUUCACCCCCUCCCAGGAGCUGUAGGAAGGGGAGGAGAGAGGCGGCCUCCACGCUGCGCAAGGGGCGGCGCUGCGGCCGGGUACGCACGGCCUCUGCCCAGCUGAAUUCGGCCGCUACUCCCGGGCACCUCUCGGCUCUGCGGCGUGGAACACAGGAAGACAUGGCUGGCCAGGUUAUAAAAUGCAAGGCUGCUGUGGCCUGGGAAGCUGGCAAACCUCUUUCUAUAGAGGAAAUCGAAGUUGCACCACCAAGAGCUCAUGAAGUUCGAAUUAAGAUUCUUGCCACUGCUGUUUGCCAUACUGAUGCUUAUACUCUGAGUGGGGCAGAUCCAGAAGGGUGUUUUCCAGUGAUUUUGGGACACGAAGGAGCUGGAAUCGUGGAGAGUGUUGGUGAAGGAGUAACUAAGCUCCAACCAGGUGACACUGUCAUCCCACUUUAUAUCCCACAGUGUGGAGAAUGCAAAUUUUGUAGGAAUCCUAAAACAAACCUUUGCCAGAAGAUAAGAGUUACCCAAGGGAAAGGAUUGAUGCCUGAUAAUACAAGCCGGUUUACCUGUAAAGGGAAGCAAAUUUUUCAUUUCAUGGGGACCAGCACAUUUUCUGAAUACACAGUGGUGGCUGAUAUUUCUGUGGCUAAAAUUGAUCCUUUGGCACCUCUGGAUAAAGUUUGCCUGCUGGGUUGUGGCAUUUCAACUGGUUAUGGUGCUGCUAUCAACACUGCCAAGGUGGAGCCUGGCUCUACGUGUGCCAUCUUUGGCCUGGGAGGUGUUGGCUUGGCUGUGAUCAUGGGCUGCAAGGUGGCAGGGGCUUCCCGCAUCAUUGGGAUAGAUAUCAACAAAGACAAAUUUGCAAAGGCUAAGGAGUUUGGAGCCACCGAAUGUAUUAACCCUCAAGAUUUUAAGAAGCCAAUCCAGGAAGUGCUGGUAGAAAUGACUGAUGGUGGAGUUGAUUUUUCUUUUGAAUGUAUUGGUAAUGUUGGAGUCAUGAGAGCAGCCUUGGAAGCUUGCCACAAAGGAUGGGGAGUCAGUGUGGUGGUUGGCGUAGCUGCUUCAGGUCAGGAGAUCUCCACUCGUCCAUUUCAGCUGGUAACGGGCCGUACUUGGAAAGGGACAGCCUUUGGAGGAUGGAAAAGUGUAGAAAGUGUUCCAAAAUUGGUGUCGGAAUACAUGUCAAAGAAGAUUAAAGUUGAUGAAUUUGUGACUCACAACCUGCCUUUUGAACAAAUUAAUGAAGCCUUUGAGUUGAUGCACACAGGAAAGAGCAUUCGAAGUGUGUUGAAGAUGUAAAUGUUGAGAGCAGAAUGUGAUCAUCUCUAAGCUACUUGAGCCUCUCUAUAUUAAUAGACAUAAAGCUAAAGACUGACCAGCAUUUCCUCCUGCUUUAGUUAUCUGAUCUUGUGAAUAAUAAUUUUAUAUAAUUCAUGAUAUUACUGUUGAAUGUCAGUAGGAUCACAGAUCUAUUUUCUAAUCUCUACAGGGAUUUUUAUUGAUCUAAUUAUAGGUUGCCUUGAGAUAAAAUGAUUUCUCCACUGCUGUUUUUAUAAAAGCUUUGUUUUUUUUCUCAUAUUUUGCUAAAGGAGACAUUGUAGUCUAGUGUAUAGAGAGGCAGCCUUAAAAGUUGGAAAUUUUGCUGCUGACAGUGUUUCCAGCGAUUCUUUGAUUAUAAAUUACAAAUAAUAAUAAUGAUGGUGGUAAUAACUAGCAUUUAUGUAGCAGUUUAAAAUUUACAGGCCACUUAACAAAUAAUCUUAUUUGAUCCUCACAACAACCUGAGAAGUAAGUUAGGAAACUAAGGCAGACAGGUUAAGUGACUUACCCAGGGAUAUACAGCUAGUAAGUAUGGCCGUAUUUGAUGGCCUCCUAAUUCCAAAUCUGGCACCCUAUGCACUAUGGAACCACCUGCUUAUUUAGAAAUUUAGAAAGGGCCAUAGAAAUUAUCUAGCCCAAUUCUGAUCUCUUUACAAAUGAAGAUACAAAAGUGGCACAAUGGAGUUGGAGAUUCUGGGUUCAAAUCCCACCUCUGCCAGUGUAUUUGCUAUUAACCUUGGAUAAGUCAUGUCAGGGCUAGACUAGAUAACCUCUAAGGUCCCUUUAUAAUUAUAUGAUCUUUUGAUGAGUUUAAUUUUUAAAUUGGGUGAAGUCAAGGGAGCAAAGUGACCAAGAUAGCCCCAAUAAAAAUGAGAGAGCUGAAAGGGACCUUGAAGGCCAUCAAUUCCAACUGCCACCUUUUACAUGUGAGGAAACUAAGACACAGUGAGAUUAAUGUUCCCAUGGGUAUUAAGGAUCUGAAUUGGCAUUUGAAUCCAGGCAUUUUUAACUUCCAAGUCACAACAACAGCUUAUAGCAGGGACUAAAGUUACCACUUAAGUUAAUGAAGGUAUCCAAGUGACCUAACCACUACCAACAUGGGACCAUACCAGCUUUUGAGAUAUGGUCCCCCAAGAUCAAUAGCAGAGAACUUCUUUUCCUAGUCUGACUUUCCUAAGAUUGGUGAAAAAGGGCCUUCUCAAGUCCUUAGCAAGACUCUUCUUUUAAAAUAUAUGAAGGCAUUUUCUACUAGACUCAUUAAAAAUAUUCCUGGUGACUGUGUUCCUUUGAUAUAUGUUUCCCAAGGCUCACAAACUUGAUUUGGCUUUUUUUUUUUUAAUUAAGAAUUUGUAAGGAUGCAGAUGGUACUCAAUAGCUGGUAUACUUGCAAGCCGUUCUCUCAAAAUAGAAGAAUUUUUCAGUUAUGCUGAAUUAAAACAAAUGUUGGUUCUAUGGGAGGAGUGUUAAUUCAAAGGCAAAUAUGCAAAUCAUUCAUGAAAAUAAAAAUUAGCUCAUUCAGAUCAUUAUAUUUUAUUAAGAAGUUUGAUUCAACAAUUUCUGACAAAAAUAAAAGAUAAUAAACUUUAAAAUUUAUUAAAUAUAUAAAAAUAUAUUUAAAAUGUAUUUACAUAUGCCCAGGGCUAAAGUUUAUGAGAAGGCUAAAAUAAACACACGAUGGACCAAUAACUUUAAAAAAAAAAAAAAAAAAAACACUUCCCAAAGUCCUGUUAGACUAGUUUGGCUAAAAUUGAAUCUCUUGGUUGAGCAGAGAGCUAUAAGAAUCUAAGUCUCCUGCCUAGCCCACGUUUCAAGAUCAAGCAAUGAAAAAAGUACUUUGUAUAUGUUAGGCUUUCCUAGAUACUGAAGAUACAAAGAUAAAUAAUUCCUAUUCUUAAGAAGCUUUUGUUCUAUUGGGGAGAAAGCAUACAUAUAUAAGUAUAUAUGGAAUAAAUUUAGGGCAAAAGAAUGCUAAGAGCUGGGGGAUCAGGAUAGCUUUAGGUACAAGUUAGUACUAGAAUGCACCUUGGAAGAGAAAAGAGAUUCUGCCAGUCAGAGAUAACAAGGAGAUUCAUUCUAGGGAAUGCAUUGUGCAUUUGGGAAUGACCAGUACAAAGGUAUGGAGAUGGGAAAUUGACUGGUUUGUGAGGAACUCAAAGAAAGCUGCCUUGAGAAAGAAUAAGGUUACGAGGGAACAUGGAGCUCUUCAAGACAGAAAAAUCCAUACACACACAAAAUACCCCUAAAUAAGAAGCAGUCAUAGACUGCUUUAUUAUAUUAUUUGCAAUAAUAUAGUAACUAGUGCCUCCAAAUUGUCUUCUGUUUCAGUUUUAUAAUUUUUUCCCAAACUUCAGAUAUACCACCAACUUCCCAGUCAUCCAGAUGUGAUUCUGGAUCCUCACUCUCACCCCCCACACCAAGGGCUGUCAAUUUAUACUUUAUUAACAUUUCUCAAAAGUAUCUUCUUCCUUCUGCCUUGAUGCAGGUUCCCAUAACCUGAGCCACUGCAAUAGGGUGCUAGUGUGUCAACUUGCCUCAACUCUCUCCUCACUUCAUACUCACACACACACACAAACACACAAUCCAAGUAGUAUCCAAUCACCUUCAGGAAUAAAAUAUAUAAAAUCCUGAUUUUUGACAAAGUCUUUUAUGAGGUGCUCUUCGCACCUUUCCAGUCUUCUUACCUCUUAACUUAAACCCCUGUGAAUCCUGAGAUUUCCUUUCUAUUUCUUAAGAUACUCCUUUUUCAGACUCAGAGUUUUCAUUGGCUGUCCCCCUUUACCCACCUACAUGUUCUCCCUCCUUAUCUCCACCUCCUGGACUUCCAUAGCUUCCUUCAAGUCCCAUAUAAAAUCCCAAUUUCUCUAGGAAGUCUUUUGUGAUCUCAAUUCAAGUAUCAUUACUCAUUAGUUGGUUAUUUCCAAUUUAGACUAUAUAUAGCCUGUUUAUACAAAAUUAUUUGUACUCUUGCCUCCCCCAUUAGAGUUCUUUGAGAAGAGGGACUAUUUUCCUCUGUUCUUUAUAUCCCUAGAGCUGAGAGAAAUGAUUAAUCAGUUAAUAUUGGAGGAGAUCCAGGUUCUCCUUUUCGAUUUCCUCAUUUAAUUACUAAGUCAAAGCAACCUCUGAAGGACAGGCUGAUGAUGAGAUUGGAUUAAAUCUUGGGCAAGACCCCAUCCAAAUGGAAAAGCUUAGUUCUGAUUAAAGGGUAAAAACCAUCUUAGGGAAUUCUGGCCCAUUGUUCAACUGCCAAAGUGGUAUGGAUGGAGAAUAGAUGCUUUUGUAGAGAUUGUUCAUACAGAGCGCUGAAUGUGGAAAUAAGUCUAUACAAAAGUGACAUAAGCAAAGUCAAGAUUCCCCUUACCCCUCAUUAGAAUAAUCCCACUUCAUUAUAAUAUUCAUUCUUUCAUUAAUUGUUAACCAGAAUUCAUUGCUGUCAGGAACACUCAGUCUCCAAGAAUAUUUAAAUCUUCAGUGUCUUUCCCUCUCCCUCAGGGUUAUCAUUGGUUUAUGAAAGAAAACCACUGAUCUCAAUCUAUUAAUUAUUUACUAGCCAUAAUUAAUAAAUUUAUUGUUAAUUACCCAGAAA
Molecule: messenger RNA, 5049 nt
Organism: Antechinus flavipes (yellow-footed antechinus)
Lineage: Eukaryota; Metazoa; Chordata; Mammalia; Dasyuromorphia; Dasyuridae
Product: alcohol dehydrogenase class-3
Exons: 9
Coding region: 321-1445 (374 amino acids)
Biological process (GO): formaldehyde catabolic process
Cellular component (GO): cytosol
Molecular function (GO): S-(hydroxymethyl)glutathione dehydrogenase [NAD(P)+] activity; zinc ion binding
Source: RefSeq, a predicted model, not a curated record